AUGGGCCUGAUGGACAUCCUCUUGUCCAUCAAAGACCGAGCUGACAAGUUCCUGAACGAGAAGAACAUGGUGACAGACUUUCUGGGGAAGGUGGAGGACAAAACAGGCAUCAGGAAGAAGGUCCUUGCAGCGGGUGCCGUCUCACUGACCGGACUCUACCUGGUGUAUGGAUAUGGUGCCUCCCUCCUCUGCAACCUGAUUGGUUUCGUGUAUCCAGCCUAUUACUCAAUCAAAGCUAUUGAAAGUCUGAACAAAGAAGACGACACAAAAUGGCUGACGUACUGGGUGGUGUACGGCGUCUUCAGCCUGGGCGAGUUCUUCUCCGAUAUUUUCCUCUACUGGUUCCCGUUCUACUAUGCUUUUAAGUGUCUCUUCCUGUUGUGGUGCAUGGCUCCGAUGUCGUGGAACGGCUCCCAGAUCAUCUACAACAAAGUGGUUCGGCCCGUCUUCCUGCGCCACGAGGCCACGGUGGACAAUAUGGUGAGCAACCUCGGCGGGAAGGUCAUGAGCACCGCGGAGAACCUCACCAGAGAAGUCCUGACCACUCUGAUGAAGAAUAAAUCUCUGGUGACUCAGGUGCAACCGGUCGGUCAGUCUGAACCGAAGAGUUUACCGAGUUCAUCGGGAGAAACAUCAGCAGCUAAAGUAGCUCCGUCAGAGCCGAGCGAAGACCGAGCAGUACAAGUAGAGCUCGUAGAUGUGCAGCACCUGCCGGGUUCAGGAAUAGCACAAACCUCAGUGACCCCUGUAGAACCUCAGCAGUGCUGGGCUGCAGAUGGACUGGAUCCUGCUUGA
Molecule: messenger RNA, 795 nt
Organism: Morone saxatilis (striped sea-bass)
Lineage: Eukaryota; Metazoa; Chordata; Actinopteri; Moronidae
Gene: reep6
Product: receptor accessory protein 6
Exons: 7
Coding region: 1-795 (264 amino acids)
Source: RefSeq, a predicted model, not a curated record